GGAACUUGGAGCGGAUGAGCUCCCACUGUUAUCUCCCCCGCUCUCCGGUGGAGGGAGCCGUCGGAGACCGCCGAUGGUGUUGGCGGGAGAGGGGAAGGAGAUGAGGGAGAAGGAAGACGAAGACUCGGUCAGUCUGCGAGGAGGGUGCGAUGGCCCCCUGGGGCUUGAUUCCAACGUUUCCAUGAUAUCAUUCUCCACUUUCGUCACCGUAGCUAGCGGGGUUGAGACCUUGAAAUUCCUUCCGACGAGGCGGACUCACGCAUUGGAGUAAACGGCUGCACUUGCGAGGUUGCACGUAUAAAAGGGCGGUGAAGGAAGGAGUUGUUUGCUGGUCCGCCGGUGUUGCACUGGGCAAGCGCCAGGCGCAGUCCUCUGAAUCAGGGAAGGUCGAGCAGCAUACGGGAGAGAAGCGAAGGUUAACGAAGGAAAACUGAGAUUCGAGAAGCUUGCUGUCCCUGUUUGGAGUGAAUCCUGAGGAUUCUGGAGGAACUGAAAGGAUAUUUUGGCGUUUAGGGUUUUUCUGGUAUGGUUGGGAGUUUGGCUGGAGAUUGAGGGUUUUUUCUACCUUAGGACGUCCCUAGGUGAACGUUUGUUUUUGAAAAUUGCAGAAGCUCGCUAUCGUUCGGCAACUUCCGGGUCGACACCUAUCUUUGUGUCUGCUAGUUUCAAAGCUUUGGUAAUUUGAAGACAUCUACCUAAAGUAUGUGGGUUUAGUUGCUGAACUCUUGGGACGUGUCUUCUACUCUUCGUGUUAGAGAGAAUUUAGGUGCAUUUGGUCUCAAGAAUUUGAGGGUUUAGAAAAUUUAAGCAUGGUGGAUGUUUUCUUGUAAAUAUUUUUCUGGAGGACAAACAAAUCGAUUCUUUAAUCAUUUUGAAAUUGUUCACAAUUGGAGCAAGUAGACUGAAGAAUUUAUUUUCCAGUCCGGAAAUUGAGUAACAUAAUGGAGGUUCAAGCCGUGGAUCGUCAUCCUGAUGAUCGUGCAGAAAUUGGGCCGAACUUGACCGUUCCAGUAAUAGUGGUUACUGUAAAUACUUCGGACGAAUGUCAAAGCGGUGAGAUUCCUGAGCAGGGGUGUUCGGAGAAUCUAUCAAAUGAAAGGACACCAAAUUUUGAAGAGAAACUUCCGACGGCCUUGAAUGUGUCUGAGCCAAACAAGGAUGUCCAUGUCAUCGACAUAAAACAAGAUGGAUUGAAGAAGAAUGGGUUUAGUAGCACAGAUUUAGAAAAGGAAAGGGCUUGCAGGAUUUGCCAUUUGACAUCUGAGCACCAUAAUUCUUCGGAGGUGAUUGAGCUUGGUUGUGAAUGCAAAGAUGACCUUGGUAUUGCUCAUCGACACUGUGCAGAAGCUUGGUUUAAAAUUAAAGGCAACACGCAUUGUGAAAUUUGUAGCAAGCCUGCAAAAAAUAUCACGGGUGUUGGAGAUAGGGGGUUUCUAGAAGAAUGGAAUGGAAGGGAAGUUGGCAGCAGAAAUUCUCCAGUGGAGAGGGGGAAUUGCUGGAGGGGUCAGCCUUUUUGUAACUUUCUGAUGGGUUGUUUGGUGAUAGCCUUCAUACUUCCUUGGUUUUUCCGGAUAAAUAUGUUCUGAGAAGUGUAGUUGCACGAGGGAAUGGUGCUUAUUGGGGUGUGUUGGAUAACGUGUGCUCAAUGUGUGCGAAUUCUCAGAACUUCAAACAACUAAGGGCAGGAAGGAAAUUCUGGUCAUUACGACAUUAAAGAAUGAAACUGUUCCUACGAUUAUGGCUGUAUGCAACUCCUGUGGAAAAUUUUGCAUUAUUCAGGCCAGCAGUUGUCUUUCAAUUUGUGUUGGGGAUCCCUGUUAAUUUCAUACUGCCUCUAUUUUUGUUGGUUUUAUGUAACAUCAUAAGGAAUUCAUACAUUAUGAGCUUGUUAAUA
Messenger RNA from Nymphaea colorata (pocket water lily), 1894 nucleotides. RefSeq lists its product as uncharacterized. Bases 942 to 1586 code for a protein of 214 amino acids. The record is from RefSeq and is a predicted model, not a curated record. The transcript has 4 exons. Gene Ontology annotation, molecular function: zinc ion binding. Lineage: Eukaryota; Viridiplantae; Streptophyta; Magnoliopsida; Nymphaeales; Nymphaeaceae.